Messenger RNA from Myotis brandtii (Brandt's bat), 2059 nucleotides. RefSeq names its product TBC1 domain family, member 10C (gene TBC1D10C). NCBI's taxonomy places the organism in Eukaryota, Metazoa, Chordata, Mammalia, Chiroptera, Vespertilionidae. The transcript has 11 exons. The record is from RefSeq and is a predicted model, not a curated record. The coding region runs from base 67 to 1302 and encodes 411 amino acids.
GAGGAGGAAGUGAGAGGAGGAGGUGAGGUGCAGCAGGAAGCUGUUACAUUGCGGGUCUGCGACAGCAUGGCCCAGUCCCUGGGUGAGGACCUGGUGCAGGAUGAUUCCAGCUCUUUGGGUUCUGACUCAGAGCUGAGUGGCCCAGGCCCAUAUCGCCAGGCUGACCGCUAUGGCUUCAUUGGGGGCAGCUCAGCAGAGCCAGGGCCAGGUCACCCUCCCGCAGACCUUAUCCGGCAGAGGGAGAUGAAGUGGGUGGAGAUGACUUCACACUGGGAGAAAACCAUGUCUCGCCGGUACAAGAAGGUAAAGAUGCAGUGCCGGAAAGGCAUCCCCUCGGCCCUGCGUGCCCGGUGCUGGCCCCUGCUGUGCGGGGCUCACGUGUAUCAGGAGAACAGCCCUGACACCUACCAGGAACUGGCUAAGGCCCCAGGAGAUCCGCAGUGGAUGGAGACCAUCAGCAGGGACCUGCACCGCCAGUUCCCUCUGCACGAGAUGUUUGUGUCACCCCAGGGGCACGGGCAGCAGGGGCUCCUGCAGGUACUCAAGGCCUACACCCUCUAUCGGCCGGAACAGGGCUACUGCCAGGCCCAGGGCCCUGUGGCUGCUGUGCUGCUCAUGCAUCUGCCCCCCGAGGAGGCCUUCUGGUGCCUGGUGCAGAUCUGCGAGCUUUACCUGCCCGGCUACUACGGGCCCCACAUGGAGUCUGUGAGGCUGGACGCCGAGGUGUUCAUGGCCCUGCUGCGGCGGCUGCUCCCACGCGUGCACAAGCACCUGCAGCAGGUGGGCGUCGGCCCCCUGCUCUACCUGCCCGAGUGGUUCCUGUGCCUCUUCGCCCGCUCCCUGCCCUUCCCCACUGUGCUGCGUGUCUGGGACGCCUUCCUCAGUGAGGGUGUGAAGGUGCUGUUCCGUGUGGGGCUGACGCUGGUGCGCCUGGCGCUGGGCACCGCAGAACAGCGCCUGGCCUGCCCGGGGCUCCUGGAGACACUCGGUGCCCUUCGAGCCAUCCCCCCCGCCCAACUGCAGGAGGAGGUCUUCAUGUCCCAGGUGCACAGCGUGGCCCUGUCGGAGCAGGACCUGCAGCGGGAGAUCAAGGCCCAGCUGGCCCAGCUGCCAGAGUCGACUUCCGGGCCACCUCCUCGCAUCGUGGUGCAGCCCCCAGACGAGCCCAGGCCACCGCGGCGCAAGCCCCAGACCCGAGGCAAGACUUUCCAUGGGUUCCUGACUUGGUCCAAGGGCCCCCCUCUGACGGGCCCCCCCAGGUCCCAUCGAAGCUCCACCUCCUUCUCGGACACCCGAUUUUGAAGGUCCCACUUCUGAGGGUGCCAUGGACUCAGUGUCCCCCAACCUCAGUGACCUGAAUGGCUGAUGCCAGCCUCACAAAUGGGCACCGCACUUUAUCGCUGGGAUUUAGGGGCUCAGCCAGCCUUCUUCCUGUCCAUCAGCCAAGGGUAGUAAAUGAACCAGGAGGCAUUGGCUAGAAAUAAAUGAUUAGGAUUUAUUCAUAGUUCUUAGUGUUUGCAAACCCCGAACAUGACUGGGCAACACCCGGUGUCCGGGUGAAGAGGAGCCGAGAGCUGUGCGGAAAGCACCUCCCUGCACGGCCGGAGAAGCGCUCUUCCGGGCGGCAGGCAGGCAGCAGGCGAACAUUCUUUCCUCAGUUCCUCAUUUUCCAUAAGUCCUACCUAUAGGCAUCUCCAGGCAUUGAUGCACAACUGAGGAGCUCAGAAGUUCAACUCCUCAGGCUAAUUAAAGUGAAAUAAAGUACUUUUCCCCAUGAACCUUCCGAGCAGCUUGAUGAGCGACUCCGUUCUGAGUCAGCUUAGCUACACUGACUUCAACUUGUUUUCUUCGCUCAUUCCUCGAACGGACUGUGCCAGGCACAGGAUGAAGGAAGGUCACAGACUGGGGUUUGGGGGCCCAGGCCCACCAUCACCCCACAGAGCUGUCUCCUUGCAAGCACAGAAGUGAUGCUGAAGGAGCGUGGGGGUCAGGGUGGCCUGCUGGGCUAGGGGACCCCAAAGGACUCCUGGGGAGGCCUGGAAUAAAGUCUGAUUUAGCA